GAUACAUAUGUGCUCCCUAGCACUAUCGUAAUUUAAAAGCGCAUGCAGUUUGCCGCACUGUGACAUUGCUCAAGAGACUAUGGCCAAAAUCUACACAAUGGAGAACUGCCGCAACAGAUGGAGGGCUGCUGCAUCUGGAGCGUUCUUGUAACGAAAAGCCCCUGCUGAUCCACAGCGAACAAUAUGGCGGAGAAUGGAUGUUUUCGCGGUAUCCAGACCGAAAUUGCACGGUCACGCUAACUAUUACUCUGAUGCCUUUUGUCAUCAACAUCUCGUACAUCCAUUGUACGUAAACAUAGCGUAAGUUAAACAUACACUUUUAGCAUACAUAGAAUGACAGAAUCGAAUGCAAAGUUGCGAACCUAGGAAGACUGGCCGUGCUGUGUACCCUCAUGUACAAUACGCACAAAAGCCCAAUGUACGUUUGGGCAUUUUAUACAGUAAACGCUCCUAAACUAUUAUUAAAUUUUUCAGGAAGUCUGCGAUGCCCAUCAAUGACCAAUUGUUAAUUUACCAGAAAUUUCCAGGUGGAUCUGAACGGCACUUAAAAACACUGCAGAAUGACGCCGGUAUUGUUGGAAAAAGUGUUGGACAGUUAAUGACCUAUCCUUUCUACAAUAAUGUCACUCUGAGACUCCACGUCUGCAGGACAGGGCCAGCUACUGUUCAGCAUGAAGUGAAACUGGAGUAUACGAUUAUUGUUGAGGAAACGGCAUCGGUUGACACACACCUGUGGGCACGGUGCCCAUCAUUGCGAGGAUACGUCCGACGCCGGUUAGCCUGUGGAAACACAGACCGUGUUACCUGCCCCAGCGCGUUCCAUAGGGAAAACACGGGGAAUAAUCCUGCAGCAUUUCGCGAUGACAGAUUGUGUACAGACAUUAUGAUGUCCGAAAUUUUCCGGGAAGACUUCAACAGCAGAAAUACGUUAGACGACAAGUGGAAUCGGCGAAUAAGUGAAACGAUGCAAAAGCGCAAAACAGCGACGGUUACCAUAACACGACCGGAAUAUGUACGGGUUAGCAAUGGCUCCUUACACCUUACGGCCCAUGCGGCACGAGGAAACACCACACAAGCGCAUGUGCAUUACUAUGUCGCCCAUGCGCAUUCUGGUGGGAAAUUCGAUUUUCUCUAUGAUGAAAUCGAAAUAAGAGCCAAGCUGACGGCCAACCAUAACACUCUGUCAGCGUCAGCCAUGCUGCACCUAGUCGAUUCGCAAAGCGUCCAUGACAAUGCACCAGUAUGCUCCGAUCAGACCAUCUUCCUUGCCGAUCUCCGCAGUCAACAUCCGGCGCGGAUCGAUGUCGGUGUGCGUAAAGGUCGUAUCGACCAAACGGAACCAGUCUUUGCUGCUGACCACCAGAAUACUGCAUUUCACUCGUACAAGACGCACUGGACGAACGACAGCAUCGUCUGGUAUGUGGACGAUAUUGAGAUCUAUCGUUUGACGGAUACGAGCAUGAUGCCGUCGGCGCGGAUGCAGAUCUCCGUGGAAGUUGCCAUCUCCUCGGCGCCACACACCGUGGAAGCGACAGCCGAGCUGCUCAUCGAUUUCAUUGUGGUUCGUCAACAAGAAUCGUCUCUCCAGCGGAAUGGAGAGGAUUAAGGUACGCAAUGGAGGGCUCGUGCGGUGAUCGCCGUUGUGAUAUCAUUUGUUAUUACGCUGACGAUGGUGUGGUGCAUAGGAAAAUUACACCUUAGGUUACCUGUUCCGGAUGACUCAGAUAUUGCUACUUAACAAAAUCGCCUCUGUGCCACGGAGUCUGUAUAAACCCUGUGAAGAUAUAAAUAUAUCAAACAAAUUUGUUCGGUUUACGCGCGUACACGGAAAUAUCAGUCACAUGUGCCUGUUGCUAAACA
This is a messenger RNA of Paramacrobiotus metropolitanus, 1860 nucleotides long. RefSeq lists its product as uncharacterized. Lineage: Eukaryota; Metazoa; Tardigrada; Eutardigrada; Parachela; Macrobiotidae. Bases 485 to 1606 code for a protein of 373 amino acids. The record is from RefSeq and is a predicted model, not a curated record. The transcript has 6 exons. Gene Ontology annotation, molecular function: hydrolase activity, hydrolyzing O-glycosyl compounds. Gene Ontology annotation, biological process: carbohydrate metabolic process.